Molecule: messenger RNA, 4567 nt
Organism: Amphiprion ocellaris (clown anemonefish)
Lineage: Eukaryota; Metazoa; Chordata; Actinopteri; Pomacentridae
Gene: nr2f6a
Product: nuclear receptor subfamily 2, group F, member 6a
Exons: 6
Coding region: 1229-2443 (404 amino acids)
Biological process (GO): cell differentiation; negative regulation of transcription by RNA polymerase II; anatomical structure development
Molecular function (GO): RNA polymerase II cis-regulatory region sequence-specific DNA binding; zinc ion binding; nuclear receptor activity
Source: RefSeq, a predicted model, not a curated record
CUCUCCCUCUCUCUCAAACACACUCACAAACAGGCUGGAGAAAGAAGAGGGGCGAGGAAGCAGAGAGAGAAAAAAACCAGCUCGGCUAUUUCCCUCAAUCAUAAUCUGAUUUUGUGGAAGCCGGCGAGCGAACGAGCCAGCGAGAGAGAGGGGGAAGAGGAGCUCCCAUCUCUACCUCCCCCCUCUCCUCUUGUUCGCCUCAGCCAUAGGGAAAGGCUGCACAUAGAGACGAAAAGCAGGGCUAGGCCGCAAGUCAUUAGUUCUUGGUGGGCAAGCACUGACAAAAGGCUGGAGGGAGAAGCCACCACAGGAACUACGGAGGGCUGAGCAGGACGGACGCUCUCCUGCUUGCUUGAUUUUUCAGUUUUUUUGUUGUGUGUGUGUGUGUGUGUGUGUGGAAGGAAGCAGCACAGAGGAUCCAGUCAGAGCCGAGCACUCGUGCUACAACAAACAGGGGAGAGAGAGAGAGGACUUCCUUGUGUGGAGGAUCUACUCCUGCUGUGUAUUUUGGAAGUCCACGUCGCCUCGUCGGCUGCUGCAGCUGCAGCUGGCGUCGCCUCCAAAGAAGCACCACAUGAAAAUGAUGUUGUUGAUCUGGAAUAUCUUCACCAUGGGUCACAGAGCCGCCGCUGCUGCUGCGAGGAUUACAGCAGAAUAAGGAGGGAAGCUGCACUCUGCAUGGAAGGAAGAUCUAGAGAGGGAUUUCUACACGCAGCACAUUAUUGUUAAGGUUGAAGCCAUUCGACCGUCUCAGGAACUGCUCCAAAGAAAGAAAGAAAAGACUAAACAACGCACAGAAGAAGCCGGACGAGGGGACAAGAAAAGAGAAAUCCACGGGCAAGCAAAACUAAAAGUUGCCACACUGACUGAGACUGUUUCCAGGUCAUAGUGGAGGGGGAGGAGACUGUUCUUUUUUCUGCCUCCUCCUCAAAGCCUUUUUCCCCCUUUCUCUCAUUGACAUCUGCCUACUUAGCCUGAGGAUUAUUUAUGUUUGUUUUUUUUUUUUUUUUUUUAAGAUUUGGUGUAAAAAUAGCACUCUUGAGACUUAAUUAACACAUGCAAACAAGCAGGAAAUCCUGAUUCUCUCCCUGUGAGGAGGAGGAGGGGAAACGCUCAGUCCGGACUUUUCUCUUUUUUUUUUUUGUAAUAUUUAUGUUACCUUGACAGCAACCAGAGACCUUUUGGCUGCUUGUCCCAUUUUCUUCUGCGGCGGUUCGGUAACCAAGCGAUGGCCAUGGUGAGUGGGGGCUGGGGAGAUCCCAACGGGGGCACCAACGGCUUGGGGGACAAGGGCUACCUAAGGGGGGAAGAGGAGGACGGCUCUCCGCAGGCGGGAGGCAGCGACAUGGAAGCCGGGGACGACGACAAGGCCUGCGUGGUGGACUGCGUGGUGUGCGGGGACAAGUCCAGCGGGAAACACUACGGCGUGUUCACCUGCGAGGGCUGCAAGAGCUUCUUCAAACGCAGCGUCAGACGCAACCUGAGCUACACCUGCAGGUCAAACAGAGAGUGUCAGAUUGACCAGCACCACAGGAACCAAUGCCAAUACUGUCGCCUGAAGAAAUGCUUCCGUGUGGGAAUGCGUAAAGAAGUUCAACGCGGUCGCAUCCCCCCUCAGCCGAGCCUCAGUCCCUCCAUCACACCCAUAGGUGGCACCAGCGGCCUCGGAGGUGGCGAGUUUUAUAACAACAACAACGGAGGAAGCGGUGGAGGUCAGCCGGUGUCGGAGCUGAUCUCCCAGCUGCUGCGGGCCGAACCCUACCCCAGCAGCCGAUAUGGACACCAGUACAACCAGCAGGCCGGUCCAGACAACGCUAUGGGCAUCGAUAAUAUCUGUGAACUGGCUGCCCGGCUGCUCUUCAGCACAGUGGAGUGGGCCAGAAACAUCCCUUAUUUCCCCGAGCUUCCUGUGUCAGACCAGGUGGCCCUGCUGAGGCUGAGCUGGAGUGAGCUUUUCAUCCUCAACGCGGCUCAGUCGGCGCUGCCGCUCCACAUGGCGCCUCUGCUGGCUGCAGCCGGCUUCCACUCCUCGCCCAUGUCAGCGGAGCGCGUCGUGUCCUUCAUGGACCAGGUGAGGGUGUUCCAGGACCAGGUGGACAAGCUGACCCGGCUGCAGGUGGACUCCGCUGAGUACAGCUGUCUCAAGGCCAUCGCACUGUUCUCACCAGACGCCUGUGGUCUGACAGACCCAGUCCACGUGGAGUCUCUGCAGGAGAAGGCUCAGGUGGCUCUGACGGAGUACGAGAGGAUGCAGUACCCGAGUCAGCCUCAGCGCUUCGGCCGCCUGCUCCUGCGCCUGCCCGCCCUGCGUGCCGUCCCUGCCAACCUCAUCUCCCAGCUCUUCUUCAUGCGCCUGGUAGGAAAGACCCCCAUCGAGACGCUGAUCCGUGACAUGCAGCUCUCCGGAAGCUCAAUCAGCUGGCCGUACGUCCCAGGACAGUAGCUCCCUGACAGGGCGAGGUCUCCGUCUGGGAUUAGUGACGACAAGGACCCACAGGAAACCUCCUGACUCAUCACUAUCCAUCUGUGUGGGUUAUCAAACUGCAGUGCCAGCUGGCCGUCAUAUGUACUGUAACCGCUCAAUUCCCCUCCAUGAAAACGAGCCCUCGGUCUCCACGUGGGCCUCCAGAGAAGAGAGUGCCAGGCUGGAGCUGAAUUGUUGCCAGCGCAGUUCAUUCUGGUGCCAGAUCUCAGGCCAAGAGACCAGCUCCUCACGCUGGGCUCCGAUAUGGCCGCCACAGCCAGUCAUGUUACCACCCACAUACUUGAGUGACUAAACACGCCACAGAUUCAUGUAGAGGGCAGCAGCACCCUGCUACAAAUAAAACUGUCCUGCCACUGACAGUCAGGGGAACAGUUUUUCCCACACUGGGCUCAUUUUCUAUGGCUCACCAUUUGUGAUAGAGUGACCUUUUCAAGCACGUAACACGAUGAUGAUGAUACAGAAUCAUGAUGACAGUGGAGCUAAUUAAACAGACUGAAAGCUGCAGGCCUCGUUGUUGAAGGGAAACUCCAGAAUCUGCUGCUCUCUCACCUCAACGCCGAGGAAGAAGCAAAGGAACUGGAAAGGAAGUGAAAUAAGAUCCAAGGGAAAAUCACCAAAGUCUAUCAUGUCAUCCUCAGAGAUGGUUUUUGAAUAGAAAUAUUAGAGAUGAGUGGACUCUUGUGACUGCCUGACCAUCGAGUGAACAGUGCAUUUAGAUUCAUCCACAGGGCUCACUGUCGCUGUAGUCGAAGAUGAUUUAAAAGAAAAAAAAAGCCACACUUGCAUAAGAACGGACUAAUACCUCACUAGACAUCAGAAUGCUUUAGUCUGAUAUUUCCUAAACACGAACCUCUGUAAAUUUUGUUCACCAGAAAUCGCCUUCUUUUUUGACAACUGCCUUGUUAUUCAGUAUGAAUUUGGGACACCGAUGAAAUAUGAGUCUUAUGUGCAUCACGAGCAUUUGUCUUGCAUCUUUUGAAAAGAAGAUCCCCAAAGUGAUUUUUCAGUUGUCUUUUAAAUAUUAGUUUUGACUGACCGAGAAAAGGCGCAUUCAGCUUUGUUUGGAUCAAGCUGGGGUUUUUUUUUUUUUUGAGAAAUAGCAGCUGCACAUCUAUGAGAAAUAAUAACGAAAAAUACUAAGAAUUAGCUCGACAGAUGUAGCUGGUGAUCAGAGUUUAUAAGCAACACUACCAGUUAAACACCAGUUAAUUAGUACAGUUUCUGGGGUAACGAUCUCUUGGAAAUGUAUUAAAAUGUACAUAUAUAUUGAGGCCAAGUUUGUCUUUUUGCAUGUUCAAAUGUUGUUUUGGAUCUCUGCUAAGUUGUUUCCUUCUUUUACAUUAUGUAAUUCAAGGUUGAUUUAAACAUUAAAGUAUUGCUUUCACUGGUAGCUCCUAAAGGGUUUUUUUCCUACCUACAUGAAUUUACAUGAAAAUACCUCCGUCAUCUCUUCAGAUGUCAAGAAAGAAGCUUAACGCCAUUACAGCUAAUAUGACGCAGAGCUGUUCACGCUCUCAUCUCUGAGCAUCCUGAGUGAGUCUCUGCUGUUGCAAAUGAUGUGAGACGAUGUUGUAAUGGAUGAGAAUCUGGUGGAGAGACUGCACCAGGAGGAAAUUCAAUGCCAAAACAUCACACUAUGUGAGGAGUUAAAAGAAGAUUUUCCACCAGGAUUUACCUCACGUAGGUAGUUCAAGAGGCGGGUUUACAAAAUCACACAUAUUUUAAUUAAAACAAUAAAAAAAAAAAACACAUAUUUCAGCAUUUAUAGAUGGGAAAACUCAAAGUCAAAAGUCUUAACUCUGCUUCUUGAUCUACCAUCGGGCCUGGCGGAAGUUAUUUGGGUAUUUCUUCUUUUAGUCAACAACUCAACCAUGUUGUAGAGGGGGAAAAAAGAUAAAUAUACUCUUAAUGUUUUCUUAUGUUUGUGUUACUGAGUUCUUAAGAUUUAAAACUUCACGUGUAUGGCAACGUUAUUAAAAGAAUCAAAAGAUGACGAUGUGUCUUUUGUUAUGUUUGUUUUUUCAAACUACGUGAAAAAGUGUAAUCUGUAUGAAGAAUACCAAAUAAACACUGCAACAUGUA